AUGGCCAAAUCAAAGUGCUAUCGAAUCCAGCCGAUACCAAGCGCAACCACGGAAGAUCAAGUGAAGAACUUGAUCAACGAAUGCUUGUCAACUCCGUUAGAUGGGCUACGAAUCACUCUUGCGCCAUUACACCCGCGUUGGCUCACUUCUACCGUUGUGUUGCAUGAAACGCUUGAGAAGCUCAAAUAUCCUGUCGAUGACGGCUUCAUUGGCAUAACACCAUUACAUGGAAACGAGCUUUCGGUAGUAGAGUAAGAUUUUGCAGAUGAUGGUGAUGGAUGGUUUAGAACUAACGCAGUUGUAGCAUCAUCGCCGUUCCAGGGUUAGGAAGCCAUGCGAUCGGUGGCUUCAAAGUGAAGGAUGGGACAACCAACUGGUUUCGCGACUUCCUUCCCGAGGACAUCCCCCAGGCCAGACUUUUGACAUACGGCUAUGACAGUUCGCUUGCCGCGACCGAUGCGAAAUAUUCCAUUGGCGACUUGGCCGACACCUUCUUGGACGCUUUUUUAACCUUUCGUGACGACACGAGCACGUCUAAGAGGCCGAUCAUUUUUAUUGGACAUAGCCUCGGUGGGCUGAUAAUCAAAGAGGUUUGCUUCGUUAUCAAAAGAGUACCUUUCUUAAAGCUAACUAGACACAGGCUCUGGCAAAAGCGCAUGGUGCUGCCACCGAUGACCGAUACGGCGACUUUUGCAAGUCCUCAUAUGGCUUCGCCUUCUUCGGUGUUCCAAACCACGGUAUCCGACGCGGGAGCCUGAAAGAUAUUGUGGUUGGCCAGCCCAACGAGCAGUUGAUACAUGAUCUCGAAGUAGAUAGCGAGGGCGAGCCGACUCCUUAUCUUCGAGAACUAAAGAAGAACUUCGUUAAGAGCUGCAAAUCACAAACUCACCCGUCCAAGAUUAUUCUAUAUUAUGAGCUGAGGAAGACGAAAUCUAUUCAAGUAGGUUCUUGCCCAUUAUUUGAGUGUCUCUAUGCUAAGUCUUAUUCAGAGGACCGACAAUGGGGCCAUAUCUCCUUGCGGUGACCCAAAAUUUAUGGUUACGCAGGAUUCAGCUUGCCAAAUUGGCCUGGAAGACAAUGAAAUCAACAAACAUGCUAUAUAUGCGGAUCACUCCAGCUUGGUCAAAUUCGUAAACCAGGUCGAUAUUAAUUACUCCCGGGUACUGAACCAAUUGAAGCGGAUGGCAACAGAUGCGCCAGAUGUAGUGCUUCUUAGAUUCGCACAACGGUGUAGGUGUAGGCGCUCUCUAGAAAAGGGUAAUGGCUAACUUGGAGCUACCAAGCUGUAGAACCAUUGACGAGCGAAAAACUCCGUGGAAAUAUCUUUCACGCUAGGCAAUCGGCAUCACUGGCAGGAGCUAGCAGUCAUUCACCCCACAUUGUGCAGGAUGAGGUUCAUAUCAAACCAGCGUUUCAACCUAGUAACGACGAAGUUCAGUGCAUCCGAGAGCUGUUGCUGACAAGCCCAGCUAGCGACCGUGGUGGAAUUAUCACUGCAAAGGGAGACAGGGUGGACGGCACAUGCGAAUGGAUCACAUCUACUGUUGAGUAUACUCAGUGGAUGCAAUCUACCUCUGGCCUUCUUUGGAUUGUCGGUGGGCCUGGAAAAGGCAAAACGUUCCUCUCCAUCUAUCUCACCGAGAUUCUGGAUAAACCCGGGAGAACCUUAAUUUAUUUCUUCUGCGACAACAAGAUCUCUUCUCGUAACACAGGCUCGGCCGUUCUUCGUGGCAUCAUACAUCAACUGAUCGAGCAACAACCCCAGCUCAUGAAGCAUCUUCUACGGCAAUGGCAGCUUCAAGGGUCUGCAUUGCUGUUCAAUGACCACGGAUUCGAAAGUCUUUGGAGAAUAUUCCAAACCAUGGUUGAAGAUUUGAAAGGGCUGGAGCUUUACUGUGUCCUUGAUGGCCUAGAUGAGUGCAAUGAACAUUCUCUAAAACAGCUUCUUCGGAAAAUAGAGUCACUGUUCAAUCAACAUGGCGCGAAACAAACGCUGAAAAUGAUCGUCGUCAGUAGGAGGUACCCUUACUGCCUCGAGAGUACUUUGGGUUCUUUCACACAGAUCAACCUAGACUCGGCGCAUGAAAACAAUGUGAAAAGCGACAUAGAUUCCUACAUUUCAGUCCGGCUAGCUGACCUUAACAAGAAGAGGUCGAUUUCACAAAGUCUGGCCGAUCACAUUAGGAAAACUUUUCACAAAAAUUCCCAAGGUACAUUUCUUUGGAUCAGUUUCAUGAUGGAGGAUUUCCAUAAGAAGAAUGUUGCCAACAUCGAAAAGGCCUUGGAUAGUCUUCCGUGUGGUCUUGAUGAGGUUUACGAACGGAUUCUGUUACAAAUCCAACCAGAAAAUAUGGCCAUCAUCGCAAACAUUUUGAAUUGGGUAGCUUUGUCCUAUGACGAACUGAGCGUGGCACAAAUAGCCGAAGCGGUGGGGAUCCAGGCUUCAGAAUAUUCAUCUCGGAACCAAGUUUGCCUGGACCAUAUCGAGUCCUGUGGCCAUUUACUCCAGGUAUUCGAGAGAUCACAUUUAUUCAUUCCAACCGUCAGAGACGAAGACGAAAGUUCCAUGUCCUACGCCACAGAGGUAAAUCUCACAAUUGUUACUCUUGUUCAUCAGAGCGCGAAAGACUUUCUAGCUCAACAAAACCUAUCGCCGAGAAUUAAGCCAUUCCAAGUUCAUGAAGUCCGUGGCAAUAUUCUCAUCAUGGAACGACUUCUGUCUUCAAUGCAAAGGGACGACUGGAUUCGAGCUUUUCCCAAGACGGAUUGUAAGCAAUAUGGAUAUGGCACCCUGUUUUCCUACGCGAGUGACUCCUGGAAAACUCACCUAAGACAGCUCAAAAGCAAAGAUCUUUUGCGCUUGGUUGAGGAAAACAAACCAUUCUUUGCAGAUGAUUCGGAUGUUAGAAAUCUUUGGGACUGGGGUCAUUUCUCGAAAAGUUUUCCUAGAAAGUCGAUACUCCAUUUUGCAUGCGGGCUCAGGCUUGUUGCCUUGGUCGAGAAGGUUUUGAAACGGAAGAGACUAAAUCCGUUUACCUUCCAACGAUAUAUCGACGAGCCACAGCCAGAAACGCCGCUUGCUAUCGCGAUCAAGAGUCAACAUUACACUCUCGUUGAGGUGUUAUUGAAGUUCGGGGCGAUUGGCGAGAUGGCUCAGGGACAUGAGAUGCGCCUUGCCGGUGAGCUCUGUUUAUUCAACAUCUUUGAACUCUUAUCCGAAACUAAAAGUGGCAAACGGUUUAUCAAAAUGGACCGUUCUUCACUACCACCAUGGGGGACUUCGUUGAUGUAUCACUCUGUAACACAGGGCAACGAUAAGCUGUGUCGGCUCCUUCUCGAGAAAUACGGGUACAAAGUAGAUGUUCUAAUCGCGAACCAGCCCCCUCUACUUGUUGCAAUUAGUUCAGGGCGCUAUGAAAUUGCAAAGAUUCUUGCUGCCGAUUACGGUGCUAGCACUGAUGAUCAUGCUGGGAUCAUCUCGGCACUGAUGGAAGGCCUCCGCCCUUCCACACGCUUCCAAGUGCCACUGCAGCUGAUCUUCUCUGAAUGGAAAAUCGACAUAAACCAACAGGAUAGGGCCGGGCGCACAAUGCUUCACUUCAUUAUACAGAAUACUCAAAGCGUCUCGGGUGACGGCUACGAACUUCUCAGACAGUGUUUGGCCGACGGAUGUGAUCCAACUCCUAGAACCAUGGAAGAUGAUUCCCCCCUUCACUCAAUAAGAUGGUUUGCUCCAUAUCAGGGCCAUGAUUUUCCUAAGAUGGGUCCCUUCCCGAUGAGAAGCGUCAUCUUAUUAAUGGCUGAAGGCGGACUCGAUAUCAACAAUCCAGGAAAGGGAGGGAUUCUCCCACUCCACCGGCUCGUACAGGAUGCGUUCGAUCCCAAGAUUUCCGAGCACAGAGUUGGUAGUGCUGCCAAAAUUGAGGGCCUCAGCCGGCUUCUUGAUUUUGGCGCCGAUAGAAAUAUCAAAACAUCGCUGGGACUGACCGCCGUACAAGUCGCCAAACAGUGCUACGACAUGACAAAAGAUAUUGAGGGCCGCGAAGGAUAUUGUGCAGAAACGUUGGCGGAAAUCACCGACGUGCUAGAGAACUAUGCAACUGUGACCAACGCAGUACAAAAUCUAGCCUAUGUAGGUUUUGAAAGCUCAGAAGGGCCUGCCUGA
Molecule: messenger RNA, 4165 nt
Organism: Clonostachys byssicola
Lineage: Eukaryota; Fungi; Ascomycota; Sordariomycetes; Hypocreales; Bionectriaceae
Source: the annotation of a GenBank genome assembly